UUCAAAGAAUGGUUCCGAGCAUCCUGGCCCGAUCUUCUUGCUUUUGCGCUCUGUGGUGCUGCCUCCCUCUGUAUCUACGCGUUCCUGAAUCCACUCGCUCCCCGGUACUUCCCACUUACCCACGGCAACCAAAUCAUUUCCCCUCAGUUUGGAUACCCUUGGAUGAAGGAAUACAUUCCCACUUGGAUGUCGGCACUCGGCUCUUUCCUUAUCCCAUUUGCUUUUAUUGGGCUCAUCUCUAUUUUCUUCAUCGGCAGUUUUUGGGAUACUGAUGGUGCAAUUAUGGGACUCUCUUACGCACUUUCUGCAGCAACACUCUUCCAAGCCGUCAUCAAAUGGAUCAUUGGUGGUCUUCGUCCUCACUUCUACGAAAUCUGCCAACCGCGCCCCAUGAUGUCUGGCGAAGGCUACGAAAACAUGUUCUACGACACCUCAAUCUGCACCGGCAACCCCAAACAAAUCAGAGCAGCUUUAAUGUCGUUCCCCUCAGGCCAUUCUGUCGCCGCAUUUUCCGGCUUUAUCUUCCUGGCACUCUGGAUCAACGCAAAGUUCAAGGUCUUUGCAGAUUACAAGACGCGCAUGUGGCAAUUACUCUUGUUCAUGCUUCCGAUCUUGGUCGCUGUCCUUAUUGCUGCAAGUAAGACGAUUGAUUACUGGCACCACUGGUACGAUGUUCUCGCGGGUGCUAUCAUUGGAACCUUAUUCGCAUUAUGGGGAUAUAGACAAGUGUAUUACUCCAUAUUCGAUUACCGUUACAAUCACGAACCACUCCCAAGACACGUC
Molecule: messenger RNA, 783 nt
Organism: Lindgomyces ingoldianus
Lineage: Eukaryota; Fungi; Ascomycota; Dothideomycetes; Pleosporales; Lindgomycetaceae
Product: PAP2-domain-containing protein
Exons: 2
Biological process (GO): phospholipid metabolic process
Molecular function (GO): phosphatidate phosphatase activity
Source: RefSeq, a predicted model, not a curated record